Messenger RNA from Corticium candelabrum, 429 nucleotides. RefSeq lists its product as uncharacterized. Gene Ontology annotation, molecular function: four-way junction helicase activity; 3'-5' DNA helicase activity. The coding region runs from base 1 to 429 and encodes 142 amino acids. The transcript has a single exon. Gene Ontology annotation, biological process: double-strand break repair via homologous recombination. The record is from RefSeq and is a predicted model, not a curated record. Gene Ontology annotation, cellular component: cytoplasm; nucleus; chromosome. Lineage: Eukaryota; Metazoa; Porifera; Homoscleromorpha; Homosclerophorida; Plakinidae.
AUGGCCACAAGUGCCAGCUGCAUUGCGAACGAGAGUGUUCUUACCACGACUUUCGCCAAGUCGUCUGCGACACUGGGAAUUGCUUCACUGCAUUCUGAACAGCGAACAACGCUGAAGUACCUUCUGAAUGAACGAGAUGCAUUCGCUACAUUUCCGACUGGUUUUGAAACGCCUGCUAUAUUCCAAGUCCUCCCUAGCGUGAUGCAUGAGCUGCGUACAGCUGGAGUAAAUCUUUCUGCUAAACAUCCAAUUGUUCUUGUUCUUUCUCCGCCUAGAUCUCUCAUGGGAGAUCAGGUAACCGGCCUCCCAUCUAAGGGGUUAUCAGCUGCUAUUAUAGGAGCAAGCUGUGAAUGCGAUUCUCGUAUCAAGCAGGGAUGCUAUUUUUUCGUGUACGGUAGUCCUGAGGCUAUUGUCGGUUCGGAUGAAUGA